AUGCCGAUCGGUAAAAUCGAACCUUUCGAUCUAACAUCUAAACAAUGGCCGGCUUAUGUAAGACGUGUUGAUCAAUUCAUUCUGUUUAACGAAAUCAAACCGGAAUUAAAAGUGUCGAUAUUAAUAACGGUAGUAGGCGAGGCGACAUAUAGCUUAAUGUGUGAUUUGUGUACGCCGGCCAACCCGGAAGAUAAGACCUAUACAGAACUCGUGGAGCUGGUCAAAGUUCAUCUCGAGCCGCAACGGUCAGAAUUAGCCGAAAGACAUAUCUUUCGUCAGAGGAGACAGCGAGUAGGGGAAUCUCUGACCGAGUACCUCCAGGCACUCCAACAUCUCGCCGUCAUUUGUAACUUCGGCAACCGACUCGAGGAGGACCUCAGAGACCAGUUCGUGUCGGGUCUAGCGAGCGAGCUACUGAGAUCUCGGAUUUUUGCCGAGAGAACGAUAGAUUAUAAGAAAGCGGUGGAGCUAUCUCUGGCUCUGGAAGCGGCAGACCGCCACGCCGAGACGAGCGGCGUGGACGGACAGCACGCGGCCGGGAGCACGGGCGGAGGAGCGGCCGGCGAGGGGCUGCCGCUACGCUAA
This is a messenger RNA of Amyelois transitella, 585 nucleotides long. RefSeq lists its product as uncharacterized. The record is from RefSeq and is a predicted model, not a curated record. Bases 1 to 585 code for a protein of 194 amino acids. The transcript has a single exon. NCBI's taxonomy places the organism in Eukaryota, Metazoa, Arthropoda, Insecta, Lepidoptera, Pyralidae.